GACUUAAGUUAAUGAAAACCAGGGCAACCAUGAAGUCCAUGGUGACACGGCCAGUGAAUCCUCAGGCCAACAAUGCAGAGGUGAACAAAUCAGGGGAAGGAACUGUGAAAGGAGCAGAGUCGUUUGAUCCAGGAUGAGCCAGACUUAGAGUACACAGGUCAGCUCUUAACAUCUUCACGUCAAAGUGUUUAUAUUUCUAACACCCAAACAUCUUUUUUCUGCUCUCUUAUAAUCUCUGCUAGUUGUCUUAUGUGCGUGCGCCGGUUUUGGUCGUUGUCUAUUUAGUUGUCUUUUUUUUUUUUUUGUUAAUUGUCCUUUUUACAUAUAUAUUAUAUAUAUCUAUAUAUGUUUGUAUAUCAUGACUUCAUCGACUGUAAAAUACAGGUACAUACUUGCAUUUUAAAAUUUUACCUAAAAAAAAAAAAAACUACGGUUAAACACCUCUUCUUAAGUACCAGUAUCUAGAAUUCGUACAUAUCUUCCCUCCUGGUUAUGUCAUGUGACAAACACCAAUACACAACAGGAAAAUUUGAUAAAGUUUACCGGGAUCUAGAAAAUUCAUAAAUGUUUCCUAUACCAUACUAGUGUUGGUGUUUAGUGCUUUGACAUAGUAUAGAUAGAACUAAUCCAUGUGUAUGACCACUUAACUCUUCAGGUGUGCAUUUUCAAAUGUGUAACCAUCACCUUGGCUUUUGUUUUAUGCUUGCAAAGAGCACUAUUUGACCGAAUGAGUACACAUAAUAUUUUUAUCCCCAUAAUGUCACUUCUCUAUCUAGACUAUAUUGAUAAGAAAUAGCAAGUCUAAUCACAAAUCUUUACAUAUUAAUCACAAAACAGAUUUACAAUGUAUGUUUUUUCCUUGUGUUUUGGAAUGCCUUUCUUGCCCUUGCAUUGAAACUUCAAAAAAUGUAUAUAUAAGAAGCAUAUAUAAGAAGCACAAAGGAGCUCUUAGAUAUCAUUUGACAAUAGACAGAUUCUUGUGGGGAAAAUAUGAAUGUUUGCUUAUAAUGCCAAUAUUGACUAGAUAUUGAUAAACAGACAAGCUAUUCAUGCUUUUUACAUUAUAUAUGUAAAUAUUAACGAGAUAUGGCACUGUGCUCCAAGAUACAGAGAUAUAAUGCAGAAACUUAUGGGCUCAUGAAUAAAUGUCAAUCAUUUUCUCUUUUUCCACAUAGAUAUCGCCCAAUAUUUCUUGAUGUUUUGUGGGUAAAAACAGUGUACAAGCAGUAUUAUUUUGGUAGCUAGAAGACUCUUAACAUUGAAUCAAUUUUACUAACAGUGUGGGUUUGGUCAUCCUAUAUUAAACUUCCGUAAUUACAAUUAUUUAACUCUCUCUUUCAUUCAAAGAUAUAGAAGCACUAUGCAAAGAAAAAAAAACCUGUAGGCUUCUUGUACAGAAUCACAGAAAAUUAGAUUUUAAAAAGGAAAGUCUGUAAUUCUCCUUGGAGUUUGCUUUUUGACACAAUACCUAUAUACUCCCCCCACGUUUGUUUGCAUGUUUAUUGUAAGGUGGAUUGAGAGUAGUGAACUUGCAUUGAUUUUUCAAGUAAAUAAUUUAAAUAUAUCAACUUAAGAAACUCUCUCGCAAAGAAGCAAUUUUCUUUUAAUUAGAAAAGAAGUUUUUUUUCUCUGUCAAUUUGAAUAUUUCUCCAAUUGAUAUGUGAAAUCAUUGUGUAAUGUACUUAAUGUAUAUAAAAAUCCAGUGACUAUAUACCAAGUGUUUUGUUAUAAACAGGGGGAAUUAACUCCUGCUCACUGUGGGUAAAAUGCACUGUUCUGUUGUUGCUUCUUUCAGCAUGCUGGUGUUCAUUAAGUGGAGAGACAUAUAUUUACCAGUACAUAUAGCCUCGCUUCUUACCAUCUGCUUGAUCAUUUCAUUUCAUAGAGAAUAAAUGUGGAAGCAAAAUGCAGUGAUGUUAUAUUUCUAGUUUUGUUGUGUAUGAUCAGUGUUAACAAUUUUGAAAAUCAGUUAAAAUGGUCAAAGGCUGCAUUGAAAUUCAUUUAAAAAAAAAAAAUUGAUACUGUAAACAUACUGUAAACUUACUGUAAACAUACUGUAAACUUUACAUGGAUGUUUGAUAAGGCAUACUUAGUAUUUACUACUAACUGGACAUAUCGGCACAAUACAGAACAUUUCCAUAGUUGCAACACUUGACACUAAAGCUUUGCUUAGCAAGGUUGCUCAGUCUAUAUACAUACAACAGUAUUCCAUGUAGACAACUAAUGCUUGGUGUUUCAAAAUCAAGGUCCUCUUGAUCAAAGCUGCAGUGGUUUUUCAAUAAUUUGACAAUCUUCUCUGCUGGGAUUUUGUUUGUUCAAUUUCACAUGUAAAGUAAAUAUUAAAAUGACUGUUUUUCAUAGUUGAGAGAAUUUACAGAAAACACUUGAUCAUUUUAUGUGUACUAAUUUGAGCUUGCAUAUUGUUUAUGGCAUAUUGUACUGGGUAGACUGUAUAUAAAAGUAUAGUGCAUGAAGAGAUUGACAAAAAUAACCUUGUAUUAUACUAUACCCAGUUCAAGUUUCCUUGGCCAUGUACGUUGGCCGUGUGUGUUUAGUUCUUUUCUGUCUUUUUUUAUAACAAAAAAAAAAAAUGCAUGCUUAAAUCAGGUGAAAUCUUUUGGUUGUUUUAUUUUCCUUUCAUUUUAUACCUAGUUUUAGACUUUGUAUUUUAUAUCUACAUAAUUUACUCACAAUGAAUCAUUUAUUAAUUCUAAUCAAAGGAAUUCUUGUGUGUGCGCUCUCCAUUAUAAAAUGCAAACGUUAUGAAGCAUUUCACCAUUCCUAAAAUGACUAGAGAUUUGAAUUAACAUAGUUAUGGCUUUCUUACACUGUAUUUUAGUUCACAGAAUGAUAUUAUAUUAAAAAAAAAAAAUAAUCAUCUCAGGAUGCCUGAGAGGUGUGCACAUAAACUGCUUAGAUAAUUGUGUUGGUUAAUUUAAAGUAAAGGAAAAUGAUAUUCUAUGAACAUGUUUUAAGCAAAGAUAAAGAAUUUUGAUGUUCCAACUCAAGUUUUAAAGCUAUAUAUUUUUUUUUUGCAUUGGGGAAUAAUUAGUUUGAUAUUGUUUGUUAAUUUUUCCAGUGGACAUUUUUAAUGACAGGGAAGUGGUAAACUUUGCCUUUACAAGUUUUCUCUCUCUUUGAUAUUUCAUAAUGUAACUUUAUAGACAUUGUAAUAUGUUGUUGGUAAAAUUACAGGACUUGCUCUGCAUAGUUUUAUUUUUUUUUUUUUAUUCUUAGCAAAAUGAAAUUAUGAAUUUAAAAUGAAUAUAAAGUAUAAGAUUAAAGCUCUCAGCUGAAUGAUGAUCUUCUCUCUCUCUAUAAGUUGAUGUCAAUUCUGCCUGUAUUUUGCUAGACUGAUUUAUUUUGUUAACAGGAUACCGAGCUUUUGUGUAUGUAGUGGUGUUCUUCUGUUUCAUACACUUGUCUCUCUGCAUUCAUAUAAGAUCCACUCCCUCCUUCUCAGAGCGAAUCUUAAAGCAUAAUGCCACAAGUUUUUACAAAGAUAAAACUUUCCAUUCCAUCAUAAAACUUUGGAAUUAUUUCAUGGCCAAUUUGCAUCGUCUGCUCUGAUAAGGAAGGUGGAUCUAUUAAAUUUGUUACUUCCCAAACCAACCCUGUCCAAUGAAGCAUGUUUGGUUCCACUUGACAAGUGAGCUCAGGCAGGUUUUAACACCUUGUUGCUGGGAACUUGAAACAUGUUUCACACAUUGUUCACUUACAAUCUUCUUGGUGAUCCACUGGACUGAAAAAUACCAGUCAAGUUUAAUUUAAUAGGAUUUUGAGUUGAUUAUGCAUGGCUUAAAGAAUGAUAUUUAAAGGUUUCAAGUAGAACUUAUUAUCUCAUGAAAUGGUCCAGUGCCUCACCAUGAAUUUAACUGGUAUUCAUAUCUGCUUGUGACAUGUCAUUAAAUGUAAUCAAGAGAGGUCCACAGAUUUGGAUUUUGUUUGUUAUACUUGGCCUACUAAUUUCCCCUUUGUUUGAAGUAGUGGCUUAUAUAUGGGAGAUCUUGAAUCUGCAUGAAUGUAGGGCAUCAUCUAGGCGUAAUUUACAACAAAAUCUUGCCAAUUCUUUCUCACCAGAAAAAAAAUAAGUACAUGACAUAUCUGUAAUGUGAACAGUUAAUAUGAAUUAUCUACAUCUUUUAGUUUCUUAUGAAAUUCAAAACUGUUGAAAAAGAUGUUGGCAAGUGUGUAUGUUUCUAUUUUAACACCAUUUUCAAAUCUGUCACAAUUUGGCAUUAUUGGCUUUCGGUGGUAACCCUGGUUAUGGAUUUGUAGCCAAAAAAAUCAGAUAAUAACUAUCUGUGUUUUAAUUUUUUUUCUUCACGAAGGUAACACUCCACCGAUGUAUAUAUAUGUAUAUAUAAACUGUAUUCCUAUUCCUUUCCUGUUUGAAAUUUAAAAAAGAGUUUUUUUGAUGUAUUUAGAUGAUAGUUGCUGUGUAGUACCUCCUGCCUGCAUUAUAGGGUUGCUAUUUUAUAUACCAACCGUAUUAUUUACCUAGACCAGGAAAUGUUUUUAACAGAUUUUAACUGCUUUGAUUUCUAUCUAUUGAUAGGAAAAACUGAUGUGAAAGGCAAGAUAGCAAUCAAGAGUGAAGCAGUGGUCCAAAAUGCUCCUGUGAAAGAGGAAAAACGCAGGCGGAUCACAGUCGGCAGAUUGGAUGUGAACAAACCUGUGGAGAAGGCAGAUUCCUCAAAGAACAGUGGUGGAAACUCGCCCAUAUUUGAUGUGCCACAACCCCUGAUUCGUGGCCCUAAGGAGAAAUGUGAUGGGGUAAAGAAGAAGGAGGAAAACCACACAGAGGCUGAAGAUGAUGCUGAAAAGGAAAAGAAUUCGUCAGUGUCUUUUUCCUUCAAAAAGACAGGAAACAAAGUUGGAUCCUCGGCAGCUUUUCCAGAAGAGAAAGAAGAGGAGGAGGACAACAGUGGAGAAGACAAGAACCAUGUGGAGUCUCCACCUGCUACAGAACACCCUAAAACAGAGGAGGAAGCAGCCACACCCAAACCAGAGAUCAAGGAUGGCUAUCUGAAGGUGAUAAGCAGAGAUGAAAUCACAGAGCUCAAGUGGCCUGCAGAAAUGGUGAAGACAACCACUACUGAACCACAGAUUUAUUACAGCUGUGAUCCUCUUGUAUUUGACUUUUGCGAUUUAUUGUCAGAAAAACCAGCAAAGAUGGAGAAGUUCAAGAGUAAUAUAUCUGCUUUACAUACUAGUAAAAUUGAAAUGGAGGUGAACGAGAAAGGUGAUGGAGAGAAAACUGAAGUUGAAAAUCAUGAAGAACAGGAGACAGAUGUUAAGGAGGAGUCGUCAAGACGAAGUCGUAGCAAGCACAAGAAAAAGCGUAAAAAGAAAAAGAGUAAACAUCGUAAUGAAUCCAAAGAAAAGGUUUACAAUGGAGAAGAAAAAGAAUCCACAAAUAGAGAGGAUGGAAAGAAGUCCAAGAAGAAAAAGAAAAGAAAGAAGAAACAUAAGAGUUCAAAAGACGACCUGGAGAAAUCGGAAGAAAAGAGCAAGACUGUGAAAGUAGAGGAGGAAGCAGAAACAAAUGACAAAGGGCAUGACUCUGAGGCUGAAGUGGGGGAUAUAGAAGACAGUAUUGAUUCUGAUGGAGAAGACAGCAAAAGUAAAAAGUCCAAACAGAAAAAGAGAAAGAAAAGCAAGAAAUCAAAGAAGAAGAAAAAGAAGACGCAUCAUGAUGAUGAAGGGAGUAGGAAAGGAAAGGAGAAGAAAGAGAAAGAAGAGAGUGGUUCAUCAGAUGAGGAGAAGAAAACAGAGGUUGAAAAGCCAAGGAAGUCAAAGCGUAAAGGGAGUGCUAAGCCAAACAGUAGUGAUGAAGAAAUUACUGACAAGAAGACUGUUCAAGAUAUUCAAAAACAGCAGCCUAAAAAUGACAAAAAGCGCAAGCAUGAUCCAGAGGAAACUAUGCCUGUUGAAUCCCCUGUGAAAAACAGGAAGCAGUCUCCAUUGGAAAAAAAUAAUAACACACCACCUGCUGCUAAAGAUUUGGCUGUAGCAAAGAAGGUUAAGAAAGAUGGAGGCAGCGGGUCUGAAAGGAAAAGUGUUUCUUCACGAAGGAAGCGUCAGACCAGUGAGUCCAGUUCCAAUGCAACUCCUGUGAUUGCAAAGAAACAAAAAGUAACUCCAAAACAAGCCCCUGAACAUGGCCCCAUAACAGAGGAUACUUGGAGCAAAAUGGAGAACAUGUUUGAAGCGAAAUUACCAACCAAUCCGAAGUCAAAGUGGGAUACUAGUGAAAGUGAGACAGAACAACAUGAAAAAACAACAGUAAAAGAAAAGAAAACUGUACCAAAACCUGUGCAUAAAACUGCAUUGAAACAAACUUUGCAUAAUAGUAUUAAAGAGACAGUGAUAAAAGAAAAGAAAUCCAGUAAAAAAGAGAAGAAAAAGAGAUCUAGAAGCAGAUACUCCAGCAUGGAUUCCCGCAGCAGAUCAAGAAGUCAUAGUUGGUCAAGCAGAAGUCACAGAUCGUCAUCUGGAAGUUACUCCAGAUCUAGAAGUAGGAGCAGACGGUCAUACAGCUCAUCCUCCUAUGACUCCAGACAUUCUAGAUCCUACUCCAGGUCACGAACAAGAUCCAGAUCCAGACGGAGGCAUCAUUCGAGUUCAUCAUACAGCAGUUACUCUGAUUACAGCAGAUCCAGAUCUCGAUCUUCCAGGUCAUAUUCUAGUUCCCGUUCAAGAUCCAGGUCCUACAGGUCUUACACAAGGAGUAGGAGUUUCAGUUACUCAAGAUCUAGGUCAAGGUCAUACAGGCGGUCACGGUCUAGACAUCGUUCUCGCUCUUACAGUCGCUCAUCUCGUCAUUCCCAUUCUUCAGACACUGAAAGUCCCAAAAAGCAUUACAGAAUACGCAGUAGUGACAUUGAGAAGGCCAAACAAGAGGAUCCACUUGAUAUUCCCUUACCAAACUUCAAUGAUGAUGAAAAAUCAGCCGAAAACUUGGUCAAAAAGAUCAAGGACAAGAAGCAACAGAAUUCAGAGUUGGUCAAAAAAGGGAUUGAAGCUAGCAAACAAGCAGAAAAAGAUAACAAGAAUAUUCCAGAGGGCACUGACUUCAAUGAUAUUCCUCUACCUGCUGCAGAGACAACUAAAACGUCUACAGCUCAAUCAAACCCUCCACCCCCACCCCCAUCUCAACAACAGGAGAUUGGACCUUAUGGUAUGCCUGUUCCUCAGUAUGGAAUGCAUUAUGGGCCUCAUGAUAGAAUGUCUGGACCAAUGCAUCCAGGCAUGAGGUAUCCACCACCUCAUGAUAUGAGGUAUGGGCAUCCCCGCAUGGGUCCCAUGGGUCCUUAUGGACCCAGACGACCACCACAUCAUGACAUGAGGUAUGGGCCACCAAGGAUGGGCCCAAUGCAUGAUGGCUACCAUGGACCACGUUAUCCUCAUAUGAGACCUCCACCAGGCUAUGGACAUCCCCCACUUCCACCUCCAAAGUCCUCUACACCUCCUCCCCCUGAACCUCCAAAAGAAGAGGAGAAACCUGUUGAAGAAAUUGCUCCAAAUCCGUCCAUUGUUAUACCUCCUGAGCAAGCAGAACAGUACAAGCGUCUUCAGGAACAGGCUCAGAAGCAUGCCAACAAACAGAUGAGGAGGCAGAAGAAACUAGAGGCUGGUGAACCUUUCAGCGAGUCUUCAGAGUCAGAGGAAGAAGAGCCCAAGAAGGAAGAGGAAGAAAUAGAAAAUGUAGAGGAUGCUCUCUCUGAUGAUCUACAACAAAGUAUGGUAGCCAUACCAUCACCGUCUCUUUCAAUUGCUCAACCAACAAUUCUUAUAGCACAACCACAAAUGGCUGGAGUUGGAGGACUAUCGUUUUCCCCUCAAUUGAUUCAAGCUGGGCAGCCACAGCAAUUCUUAUUACCACAAGGUGUAACCCUGGGACAAAAUGCGUUUGGACAAACCAUUGCCAUCUCCCAAGCAUCUGGUCUUUCUCUAUCGCAAGCUGGCCAUCCCCUGUUUUCUGGAGCCCCAGUUUUUGCUCAUCCGUCACCUACCACCUCGAUAUCGGCCUUAGCGGCAGCUGCUGCAGCAGGAGCUCAGCCUGCCCACCUACCGACUGGUUUGAGUCACCAGAUGUCGCUAGGGGUAGGGGGUGGCUUGCCAUUAGGACUGGGUCAACCGACCCUCAUCCAGCACCCUCUAUUUGCCCAGCAGCAACUCGCUGCACAGCUUCAGGCAGCAACGCCCCAAUUUUACUCCGGAGGCCUGCAACAUACAGCAGGACCUGUGAUUGUGGGGAACCGACUGUUGCUGCCAAGCAUAGUGAGACAGUGAUAGAGACCUGACAGUGACUGACCCAGUGCCAAUUAUUUAUCAUUAUUUACAACACAAUGUUUUGUGAUUUUCAUCAUUGCUCUAAUGUUUCUUUCAUUAUUUUUUUCAAUUAUGUAUUAUGUAAAAAUUUUUAUGCAUUGGACCUGAAGUUGAAUGUACCAUACCUGACGGAGACAGGUACUUGUUGAUAAAGUGUGGAUAUUUCAAUUCAUGCCUAGUCAGAAAUUUUUAUGCAACUUGAAUAUGAUCAUACGAUAUAUGAAAAUAAGAAGAAAAACCCAUUUCAUAUCAGAUUUUUUUUGCGUGUUUUUAAGGGGAUAUGUUUUGUGUAUAUCACAACAGUGCUAUGUAUUUAUAGGAUGUCUGUAAGUCUUGUUUUAAUUUAGAAAUCACUGAAUGAGUGUACAUGAAUAACUGCUGAGAAACAAAUGUGACAAUCCAUUGUCAAGUUAAUGCUUGGAAACUGCAGAUUACAUUCUACUUGGCAAUUUUAUUUAAUACACAAGAGUUUGGAAGGAGGUCUGUCUGUAUAUCAUAUUUAUGUACAGUUACAUUGUAUGUAAAUGUAUAUCGCAUCAGGUUUUAAGAAAACAGAUAUAUUAAAAUAGUGUCUUCAAUUUUAUGAAAUAUUCAAAAGUUAAAUAGAUAGAGAUCUAUGAUUGAAUUUGUUUAAAAUGUAUUUGUUUUAAACAAUUAAUUGAUCUAAAUUACAAUAGACCAUUUACUUUCUGCUUUUAUAUGAUGUUAUGGGUAGACAGUUUUCAAUGCUUGAUCAAUUGCUUGACAGCUGUAGGAGACUGUUUUUUUUCUGGUAUGUGUUCAGUGUGAGAUGUAUGAAUGAGUUUUAUUCAGUUCAUAUUUUAGUGUGGGGAAAAUGUGUAUGUGGUUAAAAAAAAAAGCUUUCUGAUUUGUUAAUGCCUUGUUACAACAUUGGUGUUGCUCAAAGCAAGAGAAAAAUUGAAUAAAAAUUUAUAAUUAUGA
This is a messenger RNA of Magallana angulata, 9279 nucleotides long. Its product is annotated as G patch domain-containing protein 8-like. The coding region runs from base 4513 to 8298 and encodes 1261 amino acids. The record is from RefSeq and is a predicted model, not a curated record. NCBI's taxonomy places the organism in Eukaryota, Metazoa, Mollusca, Bivalvia, Ostreida, Ostreidae. Gene Ontology annotation, cellular component: nucleus. The transcript has 6 exons.